Messenger RNA from Kazachstania africana CBS 2517, 1482 nucleotides. It is a transcript of the gene DRN1, whose product is annotated as Drn1p. Gene Ontology annotation, cellular component: post-mRNA release spliceosomal complex. The transcript has a single exon. Gene Ontology annotation, biological process: mRNA splicing, via spliceosome. The record is from RefSeq and is a predicted model, not a curated record. Bases 1 to 1482 code for a protein of 493 amino acids. NCBI's taxonomy places the organism in Eukaryota, Fungi, Ascomycota, Saccharomycetes, Saccharomycetales, Saccharomycetaceae. Gene Ontology annotation, molecular function: RNA lariat debranching enzyme activator activity.
AUGGCUAAAAUCAAGAUUCUGGUUGUCCAUGGAGAAAGCAAAGAUUGUCAUACCAUCGUGGAGAAGGUUAAAAAAUUGAAUUCGAAGUCAGGACCAUUUGAAUGCAUUUUCUUUUUAGGUGAUGUCGUACAAGAAUUGAAUGUAACGAACAUUGAUGGCUUACCAGUAGUAUAUACAUUCUCCUCUACAUCAGAAGUAGAAUCAUCCAAGAUAAAGAGUAAUCUAAUAUCACUUAACGGGUAUGGUGUAUAUCAAACAUCGAAUGAUCUUAGAAUCGCUUACAUUAUGAACUCUGCCACUGAGCUAAAUGGGUGUAAAGAUGAAGUUCUGGCGAAGUUUAAAGAAAUCGAUGACACUGUCGAUAUUUUGAUUACAAAAGAAUGGAGCAGAUGUGUUGCUGAAAGGGAGCAAAGAGUGACAGGCAGCGCUAUAUUGGACGAUGCAAUUACACUAUUACAGCCAAGAUACCAUUUCACUGGAAAAGAGGCCAACACCUUUUUCGAGUCUCCACCAUUCCAAUGGAAAGAAACCAACACCAUAUCUCGAUUCUUAAAUUUAGCAUCCUAUGGGAAAUCCGGCAAGAAAUGGGCAUAUGCUCUCAAUUUAGAACUGGACGCAACAUUAGAUACAACUGCACCUACAAAUGCCAUAGAAAAUCCAUACUAUGUAACUAAGAAACGUCCACAACCCGAUGAUAGUAUACAAUCUUAUCAGAAUAAGACAAAAAAGAUUGGCACUGUGGUGCCUGAGGCGUGCCAUUUCUGCUUCACUAACCCCAAGUUACAAGACCACAUGAUAGUUUCAAUAAGUGAUUAUGCCUAUAUUACAAUUGCCAAAGGACCAUUAAGUGUUCCCAAGGGAGAAAUGAACUUUUCAGGUCACUGUCUACUGAUUCCUAUCGAACAUAUUGCUAAAUUCAACGUUGGUCAAGAAAAUCUUCUACAAUCUGGUUUUGCACAGGAUAUGAUAAAUUACGAGAAAAGCAUUGUAAAAAUGAACUUCAAUAAAUUCGAAAUGUCAACGGUAGUGUUUGAAAUUAACUCUGAUCGUUCCAUUCAUUACCAUAAACAGCUUCUUCCAAUUCCAAAAUAUCUUAUUAUGAAAUUUAGAACAGCUCUCGAUAGGCAAAUUCAUUUCAAUAAUGAAAAAUUAAGACAAAAUGUCGCAUUAAAUUUCCAAACUUAUAAUUCCUUAUCAGAUUUCAACUAUAAGAGCAUAAUGGAAAAUGCACAAAACAAUUAUAUGCAAUUUACUGUCUAUGAAACAGCAGAAAGUGACCCUACAAUCUACUUAGCCACAUUUAAACUUGAAGAUAGAAUAGAUUUACAAUUUGGUAGGAGAGUUUUAGCAUUUUUACUGAACUUACCUAGGAGAGUCAGAUGGGACUCCCCAGUGUGCUCGCAAACCAAAGAGCAAGAAGUUAAGGAAGUUGAACUUUUCCAAAAGAGUUAUAAGGAGUAUGAACCCAGCAAGAGCAAUUGA